GGAACCUGUUCCAGGUCACACAGGAAUUGGGUCUUGAGCCUCCUCGGCCAUGACCUUGCCCCUCUCCAUCCAGGACCCUGGUCCUUGUAGGGCUGUGGCCCACCCCUCCUUCUUAUAGCCAGGAAUAGGGACCUUUCUCUUAUAGCCAGGAAGGGUGACCCCCGACUCCCCACCUGGGUCUGGCUUUAUCCCAGACCUGGGCACUGCAAGGCUGGGAGUGAGCAGAACAGAGGCUGGGCAGUGGUGCCCGCGAGAGCACUGCCCUGUCUCUCUUGGCCCGGCCACUCCGCUCCACAGGGUGUGCCUAGGGCUACGAGGCACCGGCACAGUGAGAGUUACAGCCGGGGCCCCUCCCAGUCUCCUGAGCCACCAUCCCUUAGCAACAGUCCUGCUGGGCAGGACGCGUUGCCAGCGCUGGGCAUAGUGGGCAGGAGCCAGAGGAGUGGCUGUCUGGCUUCCAGAACAGACGCAGGGCAGGUGAGCAGGUAGUGGGCCAGGGCAGGCUUGCGGCACCUGACCACAGCCUGGCCGGCAGAGUGGGAGCCCUUCCUCCAGCUCUCUCCAAUCCAGCUACCCAGACAGCCCUGACCCAGCAUGGAUGCUGUGGACGCCACUGUGGAGAAGCUCCGGGCACAGUGUCUGUCCCGAGGGGCCUUGGGCAUCCAGGGCCUGGCUAGGUUUUUCCGCCGCCUGGAUCGGGACAAGAGCCGAUCCCUGGACUCGGGGGAACUCCAGCGGGGCCUGGCUGAGCUGGGGCUGGUGCUGGACGCAGCUGAGGCGGAGGGUGUGUGCAGGCGCUGGGACCGUGACGGCAGUGGGACGCUGGACCUGGAGGAGUUCCUGAGGGCACUGCGGCCCCCCAUGUCCCAGGCCCGGGAGGCGGUCAUCGCAGCUGCGUUUGCCAAGCUGGACCGCAGUGGGGACGGCGUGGUGACCGUGGACGACCUCCGGGGGGUCUACAGUGGCCGCACCCACCCCAAGGUGCGAAAUGGGGAGUGGACCGAGGAGGAGGUCCUCCGCCGCUUCCUGGACAACUUCGACUCCUCUGAGAAGGAUGGGCAGGUCACUCUGGCUGAAUUCCAGGACUACUACAGCGGCGUGAGCGCCUCUGUGGACACAGAUGAGGAGUUUGUGGCCAUGAUGACCAGCGCCUGGCAGCUGUGAGCAGUACACGCUUACCCAGCCAGCACCAUUGUAGUGUAGGACCCCCACCCUGGCCCCUCUCACCUGGGCUUCUAGCUGCACAGCGCCCAGGGUGGGGGGGCUACAGAGGAAUGUGGAAGAUUGAGGCUGUGGGACCGGCUGGACCGGGUCUCAGAGGACCCAGCUUGGCCAUCAGGUGGAAGGAGGACAAAGGUUCCAAGGUUGGGUCACUGGCUCAGAAUCCCUGUCCCUGCUGUGCUGACCUCAGGCCUCACAAAGCCACUGCAGAUACCCCCCACCCUGCUUCCUCCCGUCUCUGCUCGGUGAAUCCUCGGCCCUGCCAGCAACGCCCUGCCCCUACGCGUGCCCCCCCCACCCCGCCCCCACCCAGGGAAGCCAGACGGCCGGGGACAAAGCAAAGCUCAGCACGGAGGCGGCCAGUCUUGGAAGGCAGCCAAGUGUGGUGACCUGCCCGGACGUGCAGUGGGGCGCAGGGGCCAGGCUGGCCCGGGAGCCGGAGGCUGUUCUUGGCCAGGCUGUCUGGCUUCCUGAGGCCCCUGGGGCAUGCAGGAGGCCAGGGUUUUAGUUAAAAGUUUUAAUGUAGUUCCCAAAUACAUUUCAUAUGACAAUCUUACAUAAAUGUUCCAAAACACA
Molecule: messenger RNA, 1797 nt
Organism: Neofelis nebulosa (Clouded leopard)
Lineage: Eukaryota; Metazoa; Chordata; Mammalia; Carnivora; Felidae
Gene: CAPS
Product: calcyphosine
Exons: 4
Coding region: 595-1164 (189 amino acids)
Cellular component (GO): vesicle
Molecular function (GO): calcium ion binding
Source: RefSeq, a predicted model, not a curated record